CACCACACACAGAGCACAGUCAACACCAAGAUCCAUCUCCACACCAAAUCGCCAGCGGAUAUGACCGAUCUCUCUGCUCAGGCCUUUGCUUCGCUACAAUGGCUUUUGCAGGGUUUGGUACGAUGACCGCCUCUUCGUCUGGUCCAUUUUUCUUUUCUUUUCUCCUUUGCUCGUCAUCUGCUCUGUCUUGCCGCAAAAAUCGACCCGGUUGCCAUCUCACAAAUUUGCAAAGACGUAGACCAGGUUAGACAAGUACAUAUGGGCCUCUCUUGUUGAGUUUCUCUUCUCCUCUCCUCACCAAAUUCCGCAACAAGCCAGGAUCAAACUCAACAGCUGAUCUCCGGCUCUAAUCCUUGACCAUAGAGUUUCCUUUCCUCACAGAGGAAUACAGUCCAUGACCUUCGAUCACUCCAACGAACAGCAAAUCUACCACGGAACUCCCCUGGGCCAACAGAGAUUGGCUCAGGACGCAAGCCGUUCAAACCGGGAUCCCGACCCGCUUCCGCCUGCACCACAUUCACCAUGCUCAACCCUCGAUAGGAGCAGGUCGGGUUCACUCUCACUCGGCCAGAACAUCGAGAAAGAGUCAUGGAAGGACAGUGACCAAACGCUGGGGGCCUUCACCUUUCCCUCUAGGGGAGAUGCAGAGGUAGCCGAGAAGCAGCCGGGUUGUAUGGCCGUCAGCGAGACCAAAGACGUUCACGAAAUCUCUGAAUUUCAACGUCCCGGUAUCGGGUCACGGCAGGCGACAUCUGCGGCACCAUCAAUCGCUGCAGCACCAUUCGCAUGCUCAUAUUCUUGUGGUCUCGAAAAAUCGCAUAGUCACGAUGCCUCGGGAAAGCCACGGCCCAGGUCAUCUUCUUCACUGUCAGCCAGCUCGAGAACCCCAACACUCCACGAGGUGCCCAGUGGAUUAGCCACCGCCAGUCGGGUUUCCACCGAUGCCUAUGGCAAUAGCUAUCCUGAAGGCGGCAAAGAGGCGUGGCUGUGUGUUUUUGGAUCGUUCUGUGGUUUGAUGAGUGCUCUGGGGAUGAUGAAUACGUUGGGAACAUACCAGGCCUAUCUUUCCACACAUCAGCUUCAAAACAUGAGCGAGAGCACCAUUGGCUGGAUUUUCGGCAUCUACGCUUUCCUCUCCUUCGUCCUGGGCAUCCAGAUUGGCCCAGUGUUCGAUGCCAAAGGGCCGCGGUGGUUGGUCCUUGCCGGGUCUGUUUUCAUGCUCGCCUCCCACCUCCUGAUGGGGGUGUGCACCGAGUACUGGCACUUCCUGAUUGUGAUUGGCAUCGUCGGGGGCCUUGGUACUUCGUUGGUUUUCACGCCCGCCAUUGCCGCGAUUGGCCACUUCUUCCUGAGGAAAAGAGGCCAGACCACGGGACUUGCUGCGGCUGGAGGAUCGAUGGGUGGGAUCCUGUUCCCACUGACACUCCAGGCAUUGUUUCCCAAGAUUGGCUGGGCAUGGUCGACUCGAGUCUGCGCCUUGAUCAAUCUGGUGCUCCUCAUCUUUGCGAAUCUGUUCAUCAGGUCACGCCUCCCGCCACGCAAGGCCACCAAGGAAAACAUUCUCCCGGACUUCCGCAUCUUCAGAGAUCCGGUCUUCGCGUUGACCACAGCAGGUGUCUUCUUCGUCGAAUGGGGCCUGUUCGUCCCACUUACCUAUCUGAGCAGUUAUGCCCUUAGCCACGGCGUCUCGACCUCAUUCGCGUACCAGAUCAUUGCUAUCUUGAAUGUCGGCUCCUGCUUUGGUCGAUAUUUUCCAGGAUUUGUGGCCGACAAAUUUGGCCGCUUCAAUGCCAUGGUUGUGACCAUCUUUUUGUGCCUCGUGUCGACGUUGGCGUUCUGGCUCCCGGCCAACGGAUCGAUUGCGUUGAUCAUCGUCUACGCCCUGAUCUUUGGCUUCGCCUCCGGUUCGGGCAUCUCGCUGACUCCGGUCUGCGUGGGUCAGCUGUGCAGAGUCGAGAACUAUGGACGAUAUUACGCCACGUGCUAUACUCUCGUGUCGUUUGGAUCCCUGACCGGCAUUCCGAUUGCGGGACAGUUGGUGACGGCGUGCCAAGGAGAAUACUGGGGGUUGAUUGCAUUUACUAGUUGUAGUUAUGCGGCGUCGCUGACCAUGUUGACGGCGGCAAGAGUGGUGGGUGCUGGAUGGAGUCUCAAGGUCGUGUAUUGAGUGGUCGGCCAUGGGAAGAUGAUAUGGUCGAAGCCCAGUCUAUAGAGAUAUAUCAGAAUAAGA
Molecule: messenger RNA, 2230 nt
Organism: Cladophialophora immunda
Lineage: Eukaryota; Fungi; Ascomycota; Eurotiomycetes; Chaetothyriales; Herpotrichiellaceae
Exons: 1
Coding region: 395-2167 (590 amino acids)
Biological process (GO): transmembrane transport
Cellular component (GO): fungal-type vacuole membrane
Molecular function (GO): transmembrane transporter activity
Source: RefSeq, a predicted model, not a curated record